UCAACACGGAAGUAACCUUCAGCCGGAAGUUCCUGGGCCCGCCUGAGGACGGGUGGGGGCGGGGAGCCGCAGCGGACUGCGGGCAGGAUGGCGGCUCAAAUUCCAAUCGUGUCUGCCACUUCUACCCCGACCAUAGCCAGGAACAGCAAGAAAAGGCCAGCCAGCCCUUCCCACAACGGCAGCGGCGGGGGAUACGGCACCAGUAAAAAAAAAAAGCUCUCCGCCUCCAGCUUUGCUCAGGGUGUCAGCAUUGAAGCUGUGAGUGAGAAUAAAAUGGUGUCCUCUGAAUUUAGCUCGGGGCCUGUAGAAAAAGCUGCCAAACCGCUGCCUUUUAAGGAUCCCAACUUCGUGCACUCUGGCCACGGCGGCGCAGUAGCUGGCAAGAAGAACAGAACCUGGAAGAACCUCAAACAGAUCCUCGCUGCUGAAAGGGCAUUGCCAUGGCAACUGAAUGAUCCUAACUACUUUAGUAUUGAUGCUCCUCCAUCCUUUAAGCCAGCUAAGAAGUAUUCCGAUGUUUCAGGCCUUCUUGCCAACUACACAGACCCUCAGAGCAAGCUGCGGUUCAGCACCAUCGAAGAGUUCUCCUACAUUCGCAGGCUGCCGUCUGAUGUCGUCACAGGCUACCUGGCCCUGAGGAAGGCCACGAGCAUCGUUCCCUGAGCUGGGAAGUGGAGAUGAGGUGGAAAUGACCUUGAAAACAGACUCUGCCCUUGUGGUUUUGUUUCAGGGAAACAGAUGUGUUCUGCUGUCAAUCCAAGAGUGUCAGCUCUGUGUCGUGCAAAGAUUGCCUGGCUUUACCAUGAGGGGCUUUCUGACUUUUUUCCUCCAAAUGUGAUGUUCCUCUUUUAAGUCAUACUUCAGUUGUUGCAAGUAAAAAUUGUUUGAUAAGAAAAUAUAGUAAACUUAUGCAUUUAAAUUAA
Molecule: messenger RNA, 923 nt
Organism: Arvicola amphibius (Eurasian water vole)
Lineage: Eukaryota; Metazoa; Chordata; Mammalia; Rodentia; Cricetidae
Gene: Ino80c
Product: INO80 complex subunit C
Exons: 5
Coding region: 88-663 (191 amino acids)
Biological process (GO): chromatin remodeling
Cellular component (GO): Ino80 complex
Source: RefSeq, a predicted model, not a curated record